This is a messenger RNA of Brenthis ino (lesser marbled fritillary), 393 nucleotides long. NCBI's taxonomy places the organism in Eukaryota, Metazoa, Arthropoda, Insecta, Lepidoptera, Nymphalidae. The record is from the annotation of a GenBank genome assembly.
AUGAAGGCUAUCGUUUGUGUACUCCUCCUGGCCGCGGCCGCAGUCUUUGGUGCAGAAGAGAAAAAGAACGAGAAGCGUGGCUUACUAGGUCUUGGAUACGGUGGUGGCCUGUACGGUGGUCACGGUCUGGGUCUGUACAGCGGUGGUCAUGGCCUGGAUCUGUAUGGUGGUCACGGUAUCAGUGUAGCCUCUGCUCCCAUCGUGAGCCAUAGUGUGGCCAUCCCUGCUCCCGUUAUCAGCCAUAGCAUCGCAGCUGCUCCUAUUGUAGACCAUGGACUAUACGGUGGUCAUGGUUUAAUCGGUGGUCAUGGUUUAAUUGGUGGUCAUGGUCUGAUCGGAGGUCAUGGCCUGAUCGGCGCUCCACUUCUUGGACUCGGUCAUGGUGGCUGGCAU